AUGAUCGCCCAAUCCUUAAGCUCGGCGUACGCCAACCUUCACACCAAUGCGGAGCGGAUGAAUGACACCCUACAGUUCUCCUGCCAAUGGGGGAGCACCGAGGAUGGUGGAAUGAACCGACUCUCUGGAAACGACGACGACAAAAAGGUUCGUGACUGGUUCAUUGCCGAAACGGCCAAAUACGGUUGCACGCACAAGAUCGACGUGAUGGGCAACAUCUUCGCCAUUCGACCUGGCCAGAAUAACAGCCUUCCGCCGAUUGGCUUGGGAUCACAUCUUGAUACACAGCCUACCGGUGGAAAGUAUGAUGGCAUCCUGGGAGUUUGUUGCGCCCUGGAGGUUCUCAAGGUGAUACAUGAGAACAACAUCACCACGUAUGCGCCGCUGGCUGUGAUCAACUGGACUGACGAGGAAGGAGCGCGCUGGGCUCCGGCGAUGCUGGGCUCCGGGGUCUGGGGAGGUGUUUACACCACCGAGUACGCUCAAAACGUGGCGGAUCCAGAGGGAAUCACCCUCAAGCAGGAGAUUGAACGCAUCGGCUACGUGGGGGAUGUGCCGUGCUCGUAUGAAGCGAAUCCUUUGCUGGCACACUUUGAAGUUCAUAUUGAACAAGGUCCAAUACUGGACGAGGCUCAGAAGCCAGUGGGUCUCGUGAAAUCGGUGCAGUCUAUGCGAUGGUAUCAGCUGAAUCUCCGAGGCCGGUCGGCGCACACUGGCAGCACGCCCAUGGAUCGACGAAACGACACCUUGCUGGCCGCUGCUAAGAUGAUUGUGGCUGUGAACGAGGUGGUCACCACCCCUGAAAUCGCCGCACGUGGAGCCCGGGGAACUAUUGCGGUCAUCAACUCCCUUCCCCAGAGCACCAAUACCAUCGCGGGCGAGGUGAGCAUGAAUCUGGACCUGCGGUCCCCCGAAGAUGAAGGCGUCACAGAGCUUGAACGACUGUGCCGGGAAAGAUUUGAGAAGAUAUCUAAGGAGCUGGGAGUCGCUAUGGAGAUGAACCCCUUCUGGGAAUCUCCAGCCACAUAUUUCGACGAACAGAUGAAAGACUGCAUUCGAGCCUCGAUGAAACAAUAUGAGUGCUCCCACGAAAUCGUCAGCGGAGCAGGGCACGACAGUGUGUACACGUCAAAGAAGGUCCCUACCGCAAUGAUCUUCGCCCGUUGCAGAAACGGCGUGAGCCACAAUCCUGCCGAAUACAGCCGGCCAGAAGACUGUGCGGCGAGUGCAGAAGUUAUGCUGGGCGCCUAUUUACAGUACGACGAGAUUAUCAGACAGAAACAUGAGAAGAAAUAG
Messenger RNA from Capronia coronata CBS 617.96, 1296 nucleotides. RefSeq lists its product as uncharacterized. NCBI's taxonomy places the organism in Eukaryota, Fungi, Ascomycota, Eurotiomycetes, Chaetothyriales, Herpotrichiellaceae. The transcript is spliced from 3 exons. The record is from RefSeq and is a predicted model, not a curated record. The coding region runs from base 1 to 1296 and encodes 431 amino acids. Gene Ontology annotation, molecular function: hydrolase activity, acting on carbon-nitrogen (but not peptide) bonds, in linear amidines.